AUUAUAAAAGCUAAACGAGAGAUAGGUUUAUUGCAUUCUCAGAUCUGUACUUGUUCUUCUUUAACCCAGAAAGAAAGUCAAAGCAAUGGCUCCAAAAGCAGCAGAGAAGAAGCCCGUAGAGGAGAAAGCUCCGGCGGAGAAGAAACCGAAGGCCGGGAAGAAGCUGCCCAAGGAAGCAGGUGCAGGCGUUGACAUGAAGAAGAAGAAGAAAUCGAAGAAGAGCGUGGAGACGUAUAAGAUUUACAUCUUCAAGGUUCUGAAGCAGGUUCAUCCAGAUGUCGGAAUCUCUAGUAAAGCCAUGGGGAUCAUGAACAGUUUCAUCAAUGAUAUCUUCGAGAAGCUCGCUCAGGAAUCGUCUAAACUCGCGAGGUACAACAAGAAGCCGACAAUCACCUCGAGGGAGAUUCAGACUGCUGUUAGGCUCGUUCUUCCAGGAGAGCUCGCCAAACACGCCGUCUCCGAAGGCACCAAGGCCGUCACUAAAUUCACCAGCUCUUGAACAUCCAAUCUAAAUUAAGUUUCAGUUUCAUUUCAAUCUCAGUUGUAAUUAGUUCUAUGAAUCUGUUUGGAAUCUAAAAUGUUUGCGUUUUCGCACAAUGCAUGAAAUUCGUA
Messenger RNA from Brassica napus (rape), 612 nucleotides. RefSeq names its product histone H2B.7. Gene Ontology annotation, cellular component: nucleosome. The record is from RefSeq and is a predicted model, not a curated record. Gene Ontology annotation, biological process: nucleosome assembly. Gene Ontology annotation, molecular function: protein heterodimerization activity; structural constituent of chromatin; DNA binding. Lineage: Eukaryota; Viridiplantae; Streptophyta; Magnoliopsida; Brassicales; Brassicaceae. The transcript has a single exon. Bases 86 to 499 code for a protein of 137 amino acids.